AUGAAGCUAUUGAAGGCUGGAGUGAUUUAUCCAAUAUCAGAUAGUGCAUGGGUCAGCCCUGUACAUGUCGUGCCAAAGAAAGGAGGGAUCACAGUCAUCAAGAAUGAACAUGAUGAGCUCAUUCCAACAAGAACAAUCACAGGACACAGAAUGUGUGUCGACUACAGGAAGCUGAACUCCUCCACGCGCAAGGACCACUACCCCUUGCCAUUCAUAGACCAGAUGCUUGAGCGCCUUGCCAAUCAUCAAUACUACUGUUUCUUGGAUGGAUACUCAGGAUUUUUCCAAAUUCCAAUCCACCCAGAUGAUCAGGAGAAGACUACCUUCACUUGUCCCUAUGGCACAUAUGCUUAUAGGAGAAUGCCUUUUGGAUUGUGCAAUGCUCCAGCUACAUUCCAAAGGUGUAUGAUGUCCAUAUUCACAGAUCUAAUAGAAGAGAUUAUGGAGGUUUUCAUGGAUGAUUUCUCAGUAUAUGGUUCUUCCUUUGAAUCAUGUUUGGGGAAUCUUGGAAGAGUGCUACAGAGAUGUGAAGACAAGCACCUAGUUCUAAAUUGGGAGAAGUGCCACUUUAUGGUUAGAGAUGGAAUAGUGCUUGGACAUAGAAUCUCAGAGAGAGGCAUAGAAGUUGAUAAGGCCAAGAUUGAAGUAUGA
This is a messenger RNA of Microthlaspi erraticum, 651 nucleotides long. Lineage: Eukaryota; Viridiplantae; Streptophyta; Magnoliopsida; Brassicales; Brassicaceae. The record is from the annotation of a GenBank genome assembly.